Messenger RNA from Cannabis sativa, 2424 nucleotides. Its product is annotated as protein OBERON 1. Lineage: Eukaryota; Viridiplantae; Streptophyta; Magnoliopsida; Rosales; Cannabaceae. The record is from RefSeq and is a predicted model, not a curated record. The transcript has 6 exons. The coding region runs from base 433 to 1866 and encodes 477 amino acids.
AUUUUCUAUGUUGUUAUGGUUGUCCAUAAUUUUGUAUGAAAAAAUAUGCACAAUGAAAUCUUAUAUGAUUCAUAGGUAUGACCUACAUCAUGUUUUUGCACAUAUAUAGAUGAAGAUCAACAUAAAAUCAUAAUUUUUCCUUAGUACAAGGGCUUGGAUACUAUUUAGGUGAAAAUUCAAGAUCCAAAAGAUCCAAUUAUCAAGAUGAUUUGGGUUGUUCAUAUCAUACAUAUUCAAUUUCUUGCUGGUUUGACAUGCCUAAUCGAUUUACAUUAGAGCUUGCAACAGCUCCAGCUGGUUCCUCCGGCCAACCCACCUGCCCGGUUUCAUAUCUAUCAGCUUUAGGGUACUCCAUAAGCAGUUAAUAUUCUUGGUAUGGCAUUGGCUACACUAUACUAGACCUCACCUUUUUGUCAACCAAUCAACCAAUUGAUGGAGGUAGAAGCUUACAAAGAAAAUGAAGAAAGCAUGCCAGGCACUGAAGAGGAUUCACAAGUUUUAAAGCCGGUAUGCCAGGAUUCAGCUGGUGAGGGUCUGCCCUAUGGUCCUGCGAAUUGGCCGAAGCCUGGAGAUAAUUGGGGUUGGCGGGUGGGAAAGAGAAUUGCUCGAAGUGGGUUCUUUCUCGAUAGGUAUCUGUAUCUUCCCAAGCGUCUUUGCAAAAGUGAGGCGUCCGGUCGUAAGUUCGGUUUUGCUAGCAAGCUUUCAGUUGAACGCUAUAUUCGAGAAAAAUUUCCUGGGGUAGAUCUUGAUGCUUUUUUUGCAUCAUUCAGUUGGAAAAUCCCUUCACAAUCAUCAUCAUUGACAAAUGGUAAUGCACCAUGGAGCAAUGUACUUCUACCUUCUGAAGAGCAUACAGAUGACUUGGAUUCUAACUCUGAUACAGGAGGUUGUAAGGCUAGAAAUAAGAUGUGCAACAGUCUAGUAGAGCAAGUAGAAAAUUCUUCCGUAGCAGUCAUGCCUUGUGACAUCUGCUGCACUGAAUCUCGAUUUUGUCGUGAUUGCUGUUGUAUUUUGUGUUGUAAGACUGUAGAUUAUACCUAUGAAGGCUACAGUUUCAUCAAGUGUGAAGCAGCUGUGGGAGAGAGUUAUAUUUGUGGGCAUAUUGCACAUAUUGACUGUGCUGUACGAUGUUACAUGGCGGGGAAGGUAGGAGGAAGCAUUGGGUUGGAUGCCGAGUACUAUUGUCGACGUUGUGAUGCAAAGACAGAUUUGAUUCCACAUGUUACAAGGCUAUUGCAAACAUGUGAAUCAAUUAAUUCUCGAGAUGAUAUUGAUAGAAUUUUAAAAGUUGGUGUCUCCAUUUUGCAUGGAUCGCGGAAAACUAGUGCAAAGAGGUUGUUAAAUCGUAUUCAGUUGGCUAUUGGAAAGCUUGAACACGAGACUCAUAUUGAGGACAUCUGGAAGCUGGAAGACAAUUCAUCAGCUAAUUCUGAAGAUACCUCUAAUAAUGAAGAUGCUGCACUGGAUGUUGUUAACCAGCAAGACCCUCUGAAUAUUAUUCAAACAGACAUUCAGUCUUUUAAUUGGAAAACUGAAUCUCUCAAACUAGAAGAAGAGAUUGAUCAAGUUUUGCAGGCCUUGAGAAAGUCACAGGAGAUCGAAUAUGAAAUGGCCGAGGAGAGGCUUUAUACUCAGAAGAAUUGUCUAUCUAAUUUGUUCCAGCAACUUGAGAUUGAGAGGUCUGCAUUGACACGUCAUGUAUCAUCAACUGACGAGGAUGACUUGCUCACUGCUGUCUUCAACCGAGUGAAUCAGAUAAAACGAGAACUCAUAAAACUCAAGGAAAUGGAAAAGGUAGCAAGUGGAUUUGGAAGAACUGAUAGAGGCAUUUUGGAGGAACACUAUGGUUUGGAAAUUGAGGGGUGAAGUGUUGUGAAUCCUAUAUAUGCAAUUUCGCGGGUUGGAUGGUUAUCAAAUUUUGGCCCAGAACUGUCUCAAAAUUUUAUUUUUCAAAAUAUCCAAGCUCUUAGGUUUCCGAUACCUUCACGGUUAAGGGCUAUGAGUUGUGAAUCUUAAUGGUGAACAAAACCAAAGAGUGAAAAUCUGGUGAAGAGCUGUGGAUUGCAUGGCAUGAUGUGUUUUCUUCUUUUGAACUAGGCGAAUGGGGUACGGUACUACUUACUAAUAUGUUGAGGCUGUGGAUUUUGAGUACUUUGAAAGAAUUAAACCCGAGGGUUAAGAAAAUGCUUGGACAGGUUACCAGGACUUUGUCGAGUGUGGAUGAGCAUGGCUCAUCAAUUUUGUCUCCCUACUGCUAUGUGAGUAAGUCCUCUGCAAUUUUCAAUCCAGAGGUAACAGUGGAGAACGUUUUGUUUUGUGGUGUUGUAUUGUUCAAAAAUUAUGGACGACAUUAUUUCAAAUUUUUGUGUCACUUCCCAUUUGUUGAGUAGUCAUCUCAAUUUGAAGCCUCACUUAUAUUUCUAA